Messenger RNA from Aspergillus steynii IBT 23096, 2080 nucleotides. RefSeq names its product putative general amidase GmdA (gene gmdA). Lineage: Eukaryota; Fungi; Ascomycota; Eurotiomycetes; Eurotiales; Aspergillaceae. The record is from RefSeq and is a predicted model, not a curated record. Bases 144 to 1835 code for a protein of 563 amino acids. The transcript is spliced from 5 exons.
ACAGAGAUAAGCCAUAGCUCUUAUGAUGCACAUCUCUCCCUCUUUCCCAUUUCCUGUCUUCUUACUUACCCUUGUAAUUUGUGCAUCAUACACAUCCUCUACGAUACUGGAUAUAUAACUAUAGCUCCGUCAUCGCGCUCAGUAUGACUCAUGCAGGCUGGCAACAGCUGGCAGCUGCGAAGCGCCAAUCGAUUUUAGACGCAAUCCCUGAGAAAUGGAGGAUUCAGAGUCCCAUCCCCACGGCGGAAGAGUUACGCGAUGUAACUGGCCCCUAUAUACAACAGUUCCUGACUCCCCGGGAGAUCGAAAUCACCGAAACCGACGCCUUGGGGAUCACAGAAAAGACCACGUCGGGAACUUGGUCUGCCGUCGAGGUGACAGAGGCCUUUUGCCAUCGAGCGGCGCUUGCUCAUCAACUGGUAAACUGUUUGCAUGAAGUGUUUUUUGACGCUGCGAUCGAAGAUGCGAAACAGCUCGAUGCUUACUUCGCGGAACAUGGAAAACCCACUGGUCCAUUGCACGGACUACCGGUCAGUUUGAAAGACCAGUUCCAUGUUAAAGGGGUCGAGACUACGAUGGGAUAUGUCGGGUGGAUUGGCACGUUCCAAGGACAAAAGAACGACCCCCGGAGUAAAGUGUUUGAAAGUGAACUUGUCCGCGAGCUUCGAAGCCUAGGAGCUGUGCUGUUCUGCAAGACCAGUGUUCCCGUCACCUUGAUGACUGGUGAAACGGUCAACAAUAUCAUCAAAUACACCACCAAUCCGCACAAUCGACUCCUCUCCUGUGGGGGAAGCUCGGGAGGUGAAGGGGCGCUCAUUGCGUUGAAGGGCUCCCCGGGAGGAUUCGGUACAGAUAUUGGCGGGAGCGUUCGAAUCCCGGCCGUAUUUAAUGGGCUUUAUGGAUUGCGUCCGUCAGCGGGCAGGGUGCCGUAUGAGGGUGCGGCGAAUUCCAUGGAUGGCCAAAGUACAAUCCUGUCGGUCAUCGGGCCUCUGGCGGCCACUGCACGCUCUCUCAAGCUGCUCUUCAAGGCGGUUCUCAGUCAGCAGCCAUGGUAUCAUGAUCCCUUAGUUCUGGAAUUACCAUGGCGGGAUGAGAUCGAAAAAGAGACACGCGCCCUAAUUGAGAAGUCCAAAUCAGGAUCUUCUCCGCUUGCGUUUGGCCUCAUGAACCACAAUGGUGUCGUGCGGCCUCAUCCUCCGAUAGCAAGAGCCAUGAAGAUUGUUGAACAGACUCUGACACGAUUAGGACAUAAGAUUAUCGAAUGGAACCCUCCCUCUCACGCAAUUGCGCAUCAAUUAGCCAGGGAAACGUAUAACCUCGAUGGGGGAGCCGAUCUCGGUCAUCAUUUUGGUCUAUCGGGGGAAGAUCAGCCUUACCAAGUGAUUGUGGAACCCGGGCCUCAAAAGAGUGCCUCUGAGAUUGCUGUACUCAACGUGCAAAAGCGCGAGUAUCAGAAGCAGUACAUGGAUUACUGGAACAGCACAGCCGAGUUGACUGGUAGCGGACGACCAGUCGAUGGGGUUAUUUGCCCUGCUGCGCCCCAUGCUGCGGUGUUACCCUGCAAAUACGACCAUGUUGGAUAUACCUCCUUCGUCAACCUCCUCGACUAUACGAGCGUUGUAUUCCCGGUGACUCGAGCGGAUAAAAAUAUCGACGUGUCUCAGCCAGGAACGGGUUUCUUGAAUGAAAUGGACCAAGAAGUUCACGGUCAAUACGAUGCUGACGCUUAUGACGGCGCACCUGCCGGGCUGCAGCUCAUUGGGCGACGCCUUCAGGAAGAAAAAGUGCUUACAUUGGCUGACUAUAUUGGUGCUAACGUGCCCAAAAGCCCGUAGCUUGAGGGAACACAUGUUUGGCGAUCAGGGUGACGUGUUUGACGGGCACAACGGAGGGAUAUGGAGACAGCAUGACAGCAAUUCCAUCCGGUAUACUGACAUGUUGAGGAUUCUUAUUGGUCUGAACAUUCCGUGCUUGUGAUACUCGACGCGCAGUUCUAAUCGACGAGCACUCGCAGGACAGGUUGAAUGCGUCGAGAGUUAAUCAUAGCGGAUUCUAGAGCAAAUCAUCUGAGCAGACGUAA